Episyrphus balteatus (marmalade hoverfly) is the source of this 1991-nucleotide messenger RNA. It is a transcript of the gene Rcc1, whose product is annotated as regulator of chromosome condensation. NCBI's taxonomy places the organism in Eukaryota, Metazoa, Arthropoda, Insecta, Diptera, Syrphidae. The record is from RefSeq and is a predicted model, not a curated record. Gene Ontology annotation, cellular component: cytoplasm. Gene Ontology annotation, molecular function: guanyl-nucleotide exchange factor activity. The transcript has 3 exons. The coding region runs from base 200 to 1705 and encodes 501 amino acids.
UUUACGUGACAUUUUGCAAAAAGACAAAAAAAAAACACAUCUGCUGCAUUUUCUACUAUUCCAAGUUUUCCCGCGUUUUCAAAUAUUAUCCUAAUUGAAUUUCAAAAUUCAAAUAGUUCAGAUCUUCAGCGCAAUCGGCAUUUACCGCUUCGCAGUUCAAUUUUAAUUAUUUCUUCCAAAUAAAAGAAACGAUCUCAAAAUGCCGCGAGCAGCCAAAGUAGCAAUAAGACGUAAAGCAUCACCCGCCACAAAUAACAAUGAAGAAGGUCCCAUGAAAAAAAUCCAACGUACAUUAUUUUCCCUGCCACUUCCCAAAAUCAACUCCAUUACCGGCAAAGUACUGGCAUGUGGUCAGGGCGAUAUGGGCCAACUCGGACUCGGUGACGAUGAAAAAGACAUGGAACGCAAAAGACCCGCUCUCGUUCCAAAUCUCACAGACAUCGUUGAUGUACGAGCGGGUGGAAUGCACAAUCUGUGCUUGGAUAAAAAUGGACAAGUUUAUUCGUUUGGCUGCAACGACGAAGGCGCACUUGGACGUGACAGCUCCGAAGAAGGUUCUGAAUUCACUCCCAAGAAAGUUGACUUGCCAGGAAAAUGCCUUAAAAUCUCCGCAGGGGACUCGCACUCUGCUUGUUUACUUGACGACGGAAAAGUAUACGCGUGGGGUUCAUUCCGUGAUUCACAUGGCAACAUGGGCCUCACUCUCGAAGGCAACAAGCGACUUCCUAUCGAAGUUAAGCCGGGAAUCGUUGCCUGCGACAUCGCAUCGGGCGCAGAUCAUCUAGUCAUUCUCACAUGCAAUGGCAAAGUCUAUACAGUGGGAUGUGCAGAACAAGGUCAGCUUGGGCGGGUUUCUAUCCGUUCAGCUUCUGGCGAAAGCCGUCGUGGAAAAACCGAACUUCUGCAACCCGGCCUGGUCACAAUCAAAAAAGGUAAACACAUUGAGGCCAUAUGGGCUGCUACAUAUUGCACAUUCCUCAGAGAAUCUGGUUCUUCAAUUAUCUGGGCAUUCGGAUUGAACAACUAUAAGCAAUUGGGUUACCCAAAGGAUGAAUCGGUCAUCAUAAACCCAAUCAAUACACGCUUUGAAGAUGUUAAAAUAAUUGCCGGAGGUCAACAUCACACUUUGGUGCUCAAAAACGAUGGCUCGUGCUAUGCCAUUGGGCGCAAAGACUAUGGCCGUUUGGGGCUUGGCAAUACCCCCGAAGAUGUAACAGAACUGAAACUCAUCGAAGCAUUGAAGGACAAAGAGAUUGUGAAUAUUUCACGAGGAGAAGCGCAAUCAUUCGCAAUCACAAAAGAUGGACAGCUAUACGCUUGGGGAAUGGGCUCGAGUCUGCAGUUGGGCACGGGCGAAGAAGAUGACGCUCUUGUGCCAACACUCAUCGAGAGCAAACAAACAAAAGACAAAAAGAUUCUUCAAGCAUACGGCGGUGGACAGCAUAGUAUAUUUUUGGUAGCUGAUGACAGUCCAGCUGCUGAGGUCAAAGAGGCACCUAAGAAAACCCAGGUAGCCAAAGUAGCAGAGACAAAAGAUAAGAAACCAACAACAACAGCGGCAACAGUGGUAGAAGAAAAAAAAGAAACUGAACUUUUAACAAACGGAGAUGCUAAUGUUGAUGUACCAGAAGUAAAAGAGACAACAACUACAAUCCAGGAGACAGCAGCAGCACCAGCCGCAAAGAAAGGCAGAAAGAAAAAGUAGAAGACUCGGGUGAAUUUAUAAAAUUUUUCCUGGACUUAACUUCGACUUAAUUUUUCUAUUUAUUUAACUGAGAACACACAUUAUUUUUUUUUUUCUUUUCUUUUUUUCGUUUAGUUUUCUACAGUAACUUUCUUGUUAUAACUGUUCCAAGUACUUUGUUUAUGUAUUUAACGAAUUUGUUUACACCAUUGAACGUGUAGUUUAAAAAAAAAAAAUAAAGCUGUUGGCUUGGAUCACAUUGUUUCUUUAAAUAAUAAAAUUUUCUUUUUUUUCAACUUGAAGAGUA